Cyclospora cayetanensis is the source of this 3684-nucleotide messenger RNA. RefSeq names its product importin-5. The coding region runs from base 1 to 3684 and encodes 1227 amino acids. The record is from RefSeq and is a predicted model, not a curated record. Gene Ontology annotation, molecular function: nuclear import signal receptor activity. The transcript has 14 exons. Gene Ontology annotation, biological process: protein import into nucleus. NCBI's taxonomy places the organism in Eukaryota, Apicomplexa, Conoidasida, Eucoccidiorida, Eimeriidae. Gene Ontology annotation, cellular component: nucleus; cytoplasm.
AUGGAUCCAUCUUCGUUUUGCGCCCUAUUGGAGGCGACACUGAACCCCGACUCUGCAGUGCGUAGGGAGGCAGAAUCUCGCAUCACGGAACUGAAGAAAGGGGCCCCCGACGUAUUUGUCUCAUGUUUGCUACAAACCCUAGGAGAGCACCCUGCAGAGCAACUGCGCUUGCAGGCUGCAGUCCUGCUUCGUUCCUCUGCUUUUGGAGGAUCCUUGGACGGGGAGACUAACGUGUGGGGCCGAUUGUCUCAGCAGACUCGGGAAAAUGUCAAGACCUCUCUGAUACGAUGCGUGGAAAAUGAAAGCAGCAAGACCGUCCGCAGCAAUAUAUGCAACACUGCAGCAGAUCUUGCAUGUGAUUUGGUACCCAUAGAUCAAUGGCCCACCCUGGGCCCUCAGCUCCUCAGCCUAAUCUAUACGAACGAGCCUCACAAGCAGCAGGGGGCCCUUCAUAUCCUCUCGGAGGUCAUUCCUGCUUUGGGUCCCCAGCUGGGCAGUACCGACGGGGGUCCACAGCUUGCAGCUCUUGUUAGGGGAUGCCUCAGCACCGCCAAACCUGCAGAAACUCGCGCAGAAGCACUCUCACUUCUUGUUGCGCUCGUUGAAGACGCUCAGAGAAGUAUAUACAGAAAGGUGGGCACAGCGGAGUCUCCCGUGGCACUCCUCGUCAUUGCUGCCAUUGAGGCAGCGCUGCGGCAGGCGGGGGCCGAGGUCACACAAGGGGAGGCCCCGGAUUGCCAGCUUGCAGAGAGGGUGCUAGGCCUAGUGGUUCAGCUGCUGGAGGCGGAUAGGGGGGGCGGUGCUGCCCUGUUUAAGGGCCAUGUUUCGCUGGUGUUAGACUACUUGUUGUCGCUGGCCAAUGCUGGGAAGGCCCUGCCAAGUCUUGCUGAGCGUGCGCAAGCUGCGGCAACUGCUGCUGCAGCAGCAGCAGCAGCAGCAGCAGGGUCAGCAACACCGGAUGCUGGGCCUUCUGUAGCCGGAGCGGCCUGUGCUGCGACGGCGGAUAAGGCCGAGGGUUUCGAGACGGUAAGGCGCCUGGCCAUUGAGGCAGUCUUGUGCUAUGCCGAGCAAAAGCCUCAGACCAUCGCGGGUUGCACGGAAAGUUUGAAAGAGACCAUCGCUACGCUUCUCCGUUGCAUGCUGGAGGCCCAAGGAGAAGAUUAUGAGGACUGGUUCCAGUCAGGGGAGGAGAGUGACGAUGAUCAGCGAAUGUACGACAUUGGUGAAGAGGGCUUGGACCGAGUGGCUCGCUGCUUCGAUGAGCAUGACGAUGAGGCCGUUGGCAGCAGCGGAAGCAGGCGGAAGCGGGAGAGCCUGUCUGCGGCAACAAACAUGUUACCGUUAUUGGCUGAGCUCAUCAAACCCUUCUUGGUCCAAGAGCACUGGGUAUAUCGCUUUGUGGCGUUGAUGGCAAUAUCGCAAACCGUGGAAUAUAUCCCUUCAGGAGAGGAGCAGCAGCUGGCUGCCGUUGUAGAUACCGUUGCCAAGGGUUUGCGAGAUUCGGACUUUCACGUGCGAUUUGCUGCAUGUCAAUGCCUGGGGCAGCUCUCGCUAGACCAUGCCCCCACGGUACAACAUGAAUACUCCCAUGUGCUCCUUGAGCCUCUCAUUGGUUGCUUCUCCGACCCCACCCCACGAGUGCGGAGCCACGCAUGCGCGGCCUUUGUGAAUUUCGCUGAAGAGCUCGAGAAGAAGCAAAUGCGGGAGAUUGUCCAGGUUGUGAUGCCCAAGAUCCUGCAACUCGCAGAUACCUCAUCCCCGCUACUCGUGCGUCAGCACGCAAUAACUUGCGUAGCAGUUAUUGCUGGCGUUUUGGAAAAGGAGUUUCAGCCCUACUACUCCGCAGUGUUACCAGCCCUACUGCGUUUAGUACAGGAGACAAAUCCUCAAGGGACGCACAAAGAAACUGUUCUUCUCAGCAAUCUCAAGUGCAAAGCCAUCGAGGCUGCCUCUAUUGUCGGAUACAGCGUUGGCCGCGAGGUGUUUGCUCCGGACAGUGGCUUUGUUAUGGAACAGUUGCUGCAACUCUACAACGCCACUGAAGCACCCCUUACCGCCGACAGCAAGAGCAACAGUACCAGCAGCACUACGGAUGGAGACGAAACGGAGACAGUACGGGAGUACUUAACGGAAGCGAUUGCAAGGCUCUGCCGCGUUAUGGAGGCCGACUUUAUUCCUUUUCUAGGCCGCUUACUUCCGCAACUAUUUUCGGUGCUGUCUGUGGAGCCGAAGAUUGUCAAAGAAGACGAAAUUGAAGCGGAGGAAGGAGAGGACGCAUUCGAUGACAUGACAUACGUGAUGAUCGAUGAGGGCAAGAGUUUGGGAUUGCGUACUUCGCUGCUGGAGGAGCAAGAGCGAGCCCUUGAGCUCCUGCAGACCAUCUUCUCUGUGUUAGCAAAGCCUUUAGCUGCUGCUGCUGCAGUAGCAGAAACAGCCGACGAGGUGCGCGGACUCCUGGUGCAGACCGGGCGCGCGGUGACGCCCUUGCUGCGUCACCUGCUCUCUGAGUCAGUGAAGGAGCGGGCUCUAGAGGCAACGGGGGCCCUCCUGGGGGUGCUUGCUCUCUGCCCUCUGCUGAAUGACAUCCGCAAGGCUCUGUUGGUACAAACUCUGAACGACACUUUCAGCUCGCUAUCCGAGGCAGAAGCAGAGCCGGAUUCCAUUCAGUCCCAGGCCUCCGGCUUGGUGCAGUGCAUUGAAACAGCAGGAGGAGGCAUCUUGGAUGCGGUGGAGGUUGCCGAGCAGGUGCGUCGUGUCUUGGAGUUACUUGGUAAAAGCAGUGAGCGGCGCACCGAGUUGGCUGCCAAGCGCCACGCGGAGGAGGAGCUCGAAGAUGAUGAUCUCACGGAGAUAGAGGACGACGAAGAAACAGAGCAAACGCUGCGUUCGACUUUGGUGGAGCUGAUAGGAGCUCUCAUGGCAAGCCACCCCGCCGAGUUCCUGGGGGGGCCGUCCAUAGAGACGGCUCUGCAAUUUGCUGAGGGCCUCUUGGUGUCUCAGGCCUGCUCCGAGGAUAAGGCCGUUGGAUUGUUUGUGUGCUGUGACAUCCUGCAGCACCUAAAGGGGGGGGCUAUGGGCCUGUGGCCACGGUUCCUGCCUCAGGUGUUAGAAUGCCUCUUAUGUGAAGACCAGCGUGUCGUGCAGGCUGCUGCUUAUGGAGUGCAGCAGGCAGCCAAAAUUGAGGGGUUUGCUAAUUUUGCGGGUACUGCUGCCAACAGCUUGCUGCAGGUCAUCAGAAACGGCAAGGACAAACGCGGAAAGCUUCACGCUGCUGCUAUUGACAACGCAGUUGCUGCUUUGGGAGACUUAGUGGAAUAUCAAGGCACCGCCCUCGGCUCCGAGGUACAUGCAUUGACGGCAACUUGGUUGGAACAGCUGCCGCUAAAGCAAGAUGCUACUGAAGGCAUUCGUGUGCACCGACAGCUCUUGGAUGCCCUGCAAAGGGACCGCAACGGUUUCUUCAGUGGAGACAUUGCUCGCGUAUCUCGGGCCUUGGGGGUUUUGGCUGGAAUAUACAAAACGACCUUUGUAGACGCAGAUCUCGAAAAGGAUAUCGUCACUGUAUUCCACAAGAUUAGCACUUCAGGGGAACCCGCACCCUUAGAACAAUUGGCCAAGGGGUUCACGAGCAAACAAGCGAAAAAGCUAGGGCGCAUUUUGGAAGAUGCACCAGCUCCCGCAUAG